GGCCACUGGGACAUCCCAGGGCUGGGACAUCCCGGGGCUGGGCCAUUGGGACAUCCCAGGGAUGGGACCCCCGUGUCCCUUGUGCCCAGGCCGGCCCCGCAUGCUUUGUGCCCGCGGUGCCAGCGCCAUGUCCCUGUCCCUGUCCCCAGGGAACCUGUGUGGCGGGGCGGGCGCGGCGCAGCGCGCGGUGGAGGACGCGUUCCUGCGGCGCUUCCUGCACGGCACCUUCCCAGGGCUCAUGGCCGACCAGGCCGUGCUCAAGCGCCGGGGGAACCUGCUGGUCAUCUGCGCCCUGCUGAGCCGGGCACUGCCACCCCACAAGCUCUACUUCCUGCAGGGCUACACCGAGACCCUGCUGGGCCACUUCUACAAGUGCCCCGUGCGCCUCGAGCUGCAGACCGUGCCCGCCCGUGUGCCCUACAAAUACCUGUAGGGUCAGAAUAAACCUAUAAACCUCCUGUAUGGUCUGGGAUAUCCCUCUCGAGCUGCAGACCGUGCCCACCCACGUGCCCUACUAGUAUCUGUAGGGUCAGAAUAAACCUAUAAAUCUGUAAACCUCCUAUAUGGUCUGGGAUAUCCCUCUCGAGCUGCAGACC
Molecule: messenger RNA, 596 nt
Organism: Malurus melanocephalus (red-backed fairy wren)
Lineage: Eukaryota; Metazoa; Chordata; Aves; Passeriformes; Maluridae
Gene: MRPS24
Product: mitochondrial ribosomal protein S24
Exons: 1
Coding region: 62-433 (123 amino acids)
Biological process (GO): translation
Cellular component (GO): mitochondrion
Source: RefSeq, a predicted model, not a curated record